Cylicostephanus goldi is the source of this 345-nucleotide messenger RNA. The record is from the annotation of a GenBank genome assembly. Lineage: Eukaryota; Metazoa; Nematoda; Chromadorea; Rhabditida; Strongylidae.
AUGGUCCUCUAUGUUUUAUUUCUGCUACUAACUGCCCUGUUUUCUCGAGGAGUCGGAAAUUUUAUUGACUGUUAUGACGAGCUUCGUGAAAGACAACUUGAUGAGAAAUACCGCGACAUUCUGAUUGCUGCCCUAAGAGCGGACAACGCUUGGAUGAGCUACAACUGCACGUUCGAGAAAUAUGCUCGUUUGGAACUUCGAAAUAAAAGAUUUAGGGUACCGCCCGAUGUAAACUUUACCAUAAGAUACAUGAGAGACCGAGUCGAGUCAGUAGAGCGAUUUUUAAGAGAUGGAGUUGAAAAAUUCAGACUACGAAAGAAAAAAGUAACGUUUCGCAAGCGUUGA